AAUUGAUUAAUUUAAUAAAAAUUUAUAAAUACAAACAAUUUUAUUGUUUUAAGAAUGGGAGAUGGCGUUAAAGAUGCUUACAGUGGUGGAUUACUAGUUUACUUAGUAAAUACCAAUGUGAUAAUCUGCAUCGUCGGCUAUCAAAUGUUAAUAACUUUUAUGGUACCCGGUCGAGAGGCGGACUUUUUUCGAUAUGCUCUGUACAUGGGCGAAAUGUAUAUGUUGUUGAGUAUUUUUUGUAUGAUUAGUGAACACUUAACUGCUGAGAGUUUAAAAUGUUGCGAAGCAUUUUACAAUUGUCAAUGGUACGACUUGCCAAUUGAUUGUAAAAAAGACAUAAUUUACUGCAUCGAACGCUCUCAAAAACCUUUGGCUCUGUCGGCCGGUAAAUUUACAAUAUUUAGUAACGUUACUAUGACUAAUGUCACAAAAGCUGCAAUGGGGUACUUAAGUGUGCUGAGAAACUUCUUAGAUGAAUAAUAAAUUAGAUGUUUAGCUCACCUCGUUAUAGUUAUAUUAUUAAUAAAUAUGUAUAAUAAUCAUGAGUUGUGAUUUAUGAUUUAAAUGAA
This is a messenger RNA of Cotesia glomerata, 569 nucleotides long. RefSeq names its product odorant receptor 2a-like. NCBI's taxonomy places the organism in Eukaryota, Metazoa, Arthropoda, Insecta, Hymenoptera, Braconidae. The record is from RefSeq and is a predicted model, not a curated record. Gene Ontology annotation, biological process: detection of chemical stimulus involved in sensory perception of smell; sensory perception of smell. The transcript has 4 exons. Gene Ontology annotation, cellular component: plasma membrane. Gene Ontology annotation, molecular function: olfactory receptor activity; odorant binding. Bases 55 to 480 code for a protein of 141 amino acids.